AUGGCCGCCGCUCUCAUCACCGCCUUAGCCUUCGCGGCCGCGUCGGUCGACGGCCUCGCGGCGACGACGAUCAGCCUGACGCCGACGCCCGUGCUCUACGUCUACGACCACUGCCCCUUCUGCGUGCGCGCGCGCCUCGCGCUGGGCCUCAAGGGCGUGCGCCACGACGUGCGCUUCAUGGCCAACGACGACGUCCCGCUGCCCACGUCCCUCGUGGGCAAGAAGAUCGCGCCGAUCUGGGACGACGGCUCGAGCGCGCCCUACGCCGAGUCGCUCGACAUCGUCCGCAACGUCGACGCGGACGACAAGUACGGCCCGCCGGGCAUGUUCAGGGAGAUGUCGGACCGCACGGACCUCAAGGCCUGGCAGAAGUCCGUGCAGCAGCCCCUGCGCCUGCUCCAGCGGCCGCGCUACGUCAAGACCUACCUGCCCGAGUUCGUGACGCGGUCGUCGAAGGACGCGUUCGUCAAGAACCACCAGCUGCCGCCCUCACGAGAAGCCGGACUGGAAGAGCGACAAUCCAACGACGCGGCCUUGAUCGCCGAGGUCAACGAGAAGCUCAAGGACCUCGAGCCGCUCAUCUGCUGCGAGGACUGCUGCACCGAGGGCGGCCUGAGCCUCGACGACAUCGACCUCUGGAGCCGCCUGCGCAGCCUCACCAUCGUCAAGGGCCUGGUCUUCCCGCCCAAGGUCCGCGCCUACAUGGACAACCUCGCCGAGAAGGGCGACUGCCCGCUCUACGACGCGAUCGCCAUCUAG
This is a messenger RNA of Aureococcus anophagefferens, 759 nucleotides long. RefSeq lists its product as hypothetical. NCBI's taxonomy places the organism in Eukaryota, Pelagophyceae, Pelagomonadales, Pelagomonadaceae. The transcript is spliced from 2 exons. Bases 1 to 759 code for a protein of 252 amino acids. The record is from RefSeq and is a predicted model, not a curated record.